Molecule: messenger RNA, 3453 nt
Organism: Pediculus humanus corporis (human body louse)
Lineage: Eukaryota; Metazoa; Arthropoda; Insecta; Psocodea; Pediculidae
Exons: 10
Coding region: 1-3453 (1150 amino acids)
Biological process (GO): mitotic sister chromatid segregation
Cellular component (GO): nucleus; condensin complex
Source: RefSeq, a predicted model, not a curated record
AUGAAAUAUCUUAAUAGUCAAAAUUUAUUAAACGAUGAAACAACUUUGAGCAAUUCCAUAAUUAAACUUAAUGAAUUUAUAAUGUCAAAAGUUCAUUGGAAUUUGGGUAUACCAGAAUUGGAAUAUCAAACCUUACAAUAUUUAUUAAACUUGUUAAGAAAAGGAAUGACUUCCGCUCCAUUUGAAAAUUCAGCGACAUCAUUAAAACCUCUUCUUAUUAAAGUUGUUGAAUCGACAGCUUUCGUUGAAUCGGAACAUGGUCAAAAAUUCAUUGCUUGGUCAUUGUUGUUAUCUUCUAAACUUAUGUUGGAUAUUCAUAAAACCAUUAUGCUCGAAUUAAGUCUUUGCAAUAAGAAGAAAGCAGGAUGGUAUGGCAAAAUUUAUGUAAUAGCUUGGCAUAAUGCUGUAGAUGAUGUAAAGUCUGCUUUGGAAAAGUCUUGUCUGCAGCAUUUAAUGGAAGCAUUUUUUAAAGAACAUAGAACUUCAUUGGAACUAAGUAAAUGUGGAAAAAAUAUUCUCACAGUUUUAGAUGUAUUACAUUCUGAAAGAAAAAAGAAAAAUCCAGAAUUUGUAACUAUGAUUACGGAAGCUUAUCAACCUAUAUUGUGGAAAUAUUUGCAGAGUGGCUUUAAUAUGCAUAGGUGUAAUGCUGCAGAUAUUUUCUACAAAGCAUUUCCACUACAAAGAACAAAUGAUAAUGCAAUAAGUGCUGAAACUCUAUUUAAUUUACAAUAUGAAACAAUGCUUAAUACCCUAAGCGAUGAUUGCCAUAUUGUCAGAAUAAUUGCUAUCAGAGAAGUGUGUAAUAUUCUGGCUCAUUAUUGGAAUUCUUUCACUCCGCAUCAGAUCCAAAGUUUGUUAAAAGUAAUAACGACAAAAAACGCACACGAUUUAUCUUCUGCUGAGGCUAGACGAAUGGUUUAUAUUAGUCUUCAAAGUUUAGUUAAAAGUUCUUUAUCCUACGAGUAUAUUAAACAAGUUUUGCCCAAUAUGGGUAAUAAUAUUCACGACGUCAAUCAAAAAGUUCGAAUAGCUUUUAUUCAAUUACUCAUUUGCGUAAAGGACAAAAGCGAUUCAAAAUUUAAAUAUACCGAUAUAGUACCCAUGAUUCAUAUACAAAAUAGAUUAGCGGACGAUAACGCAUCCGUCGGACAUUGGAUUGUGAAAUUAUUAAUAAAAAAUUAUUACAAACCGAAGAUGGCCGUCAUCGAAUGGACUAAAAGAUUCAUUUAUCUCAUAAAAACUUAUUCGAAAUCGUAUAGAAAUUUUUUUUUCUAUUCGAAUAAAAGUUUGUCGUUUAAAGACGCUUGCACAAUUAUUUACGAAAUUUUAAAUCAGCUUGGAAUGUACGUUUUGUCGAAAAGUGAAGAGGAUUUGGACGAAAGCGAAAACAUAAUUGAAAAACCCGUGGAAAAAAAGAAAAGAAAAAAAACUCCUUUAUCGGAAGUAAACGGAUUUGAUAGCGUGGAAAAAUCCAAACCUGCAACCGUCAAAAAAUGUGCCUUUGACGAUCCGGAAGUCGUGUCAGGUUUAUUCGAUAUCGUAACGAUUCUUUGGGUUUUACACGAUAUAGAAUUAAACAAAUCGGAAAAUGAAGAAAUGCGUUUAAAACUUUACGAUACUUAUAUUAAAUAUGCUCAACCGUUUAUCAAUUACUAUAAGAGUUCGGAUUUAUUUAUGGGAAUAAUAUCGUUAAGUGGAAAUAUUCCAGCGUCUCUUUUACGACACAACAGCAUCACGCUUCCCGGAUAUUGUAUAAAAAUGUUAAAAUCUGUCAAUAUCGAAAGAACCGACGACGAAGAUCAAAGAUUUGUCUGCAUGCUCAUGGCAUUAGUCAAAUGGGGCAGGGGAAGUGAAAUAAUCGAAUUGGUGACGUUAUGGUUGGAUGCUGCAUUCGAAACACAAAAUUUGAAUGAAACUAUUCUUCCGAGGAGAAAAGUAAAAAUCAGCGAAUCAUUUCAACCCAAUUCGGUCGUUGCCGUUUUAAUAUUGGAUAUAUUAUUUAAAAAAGAAUAUGCAAAAUUGAGCAUAUUGAAAAAAAAUUACGUUGAGAUAUUCGGCCUUUGGAAAUUCAUGUCCAGAAUUCAAAGAAUAAUUGAAACGAGAUUGGACAAAGGGGAACCGUUCGAUCAGGACAUCGUAUCAGAUCAAUUUAUAAAGCUUUGCUUUCGUCGUUACGUUAAAUUAAUACCGCUUUUGAAGGAAGAUGAUGGCGGCGGCGGCGGCGGCGACGACCACGACGAGAAAAAAGUGAAAAAUUCCGAUGAUAAAAACGAAGACGUGUUUAUCAAUCAUCAAAAAGAAAUGGAAAAUUUAUUAGAAUGGAGUAACAACGUUCUCUACCCUCUGUUGGAAGACGACACGUUGGACGAAAGCGAUUUCGAUCUUAUUGCAUCAAUUAUAAACGACAUUUUGUACGUGUCCGACAACAUGAUAACAAUUCAUUUGGUGAACAACAUGUUUCAUUUUAAAAUGGCUCAUUUUGCGAUAAAAUUAUUAAACACGAAACACGGGAUUCGUUUUGUAAAAUCAUGCAGUAGACUCAUGGUCGCCAUAAGUCAUUCGGCAAAGCUUUUAUUCAACGUGAGUGACGAUUUAAAAAUAUUUUCACGAUUGGUUCCGUGUUUGCUGUCGCACAUAUUAAACGUUUUGACUGCGAAAGAAUUUUCCGCCCAAGAAUUGGAAACAAUCGAAGAUGAUUUGAACGUUGGGAAAACGAAUUUUUGUAAAAUAUUGGCCACGUAUCAGGACAACAUAAAAUGUUCAGAAAAUUUAAAAGAAAGAGUCGGACAACUCAAAGGAAUGACGGAAAUGUUUUCGAAUUGUAUAAUCGGUUCGGUGAUUAAGGAAAUAUCAAGGAAAGGAGGUUCAAUUCCAUCGUUUUCGACGCCUUCUCAAUUGCCGCAAAUAGCAAGUUAUUUAAUAACUUUGUUUUUCAAUAAGAAAACAUGGACUCCUCUAUUCGUCUACUCUCUCAAUUCGAAAUUAUCAUCGGAUGAUUGCAAGGAUGUCAAAACCGUUUUGGCGUGCAUUCUUUUACUGAACGUGUACGGAUCAGGAGAUAAUAAAAUCAACAGGAAAGAAUUCAAGAAAACUUUAUCGACAGCCGAAAAGAAAUUAAAUUCGUUAAAAAAUUCGUCGAAUUGUAAAAACAAGAAAUUUUCAAUGUUGCUCAACGAAGAAGAACCGAUGGAUUCAAAUUCGAAAAAUAAAGAUCAAGUUUCCAAUACUGAAGAAUCCUCAGAAGAAGUUAACAAUCCGGAAGAAAAUUUUUCAUCAACAGCAGAAGAACUUUCUCAAUCGAUAAAGAAAUUAAAUACUCAACAAGAAGAGACAAAUAAUUUGGAAGAAAGAGAGUACAUUGAUCGAGGUUUCCAAUUACUUCGUCAAAUAGAAGAUGCGUUGAAUAAUACGGAGGCGAUUGAUGAAGAAGAUGAAGUGAAAAACAACUGA